Molecule: messenger RNA, 1412 nt
Organism: Morone saxatilis (striped sea-bass)
Lineage: Eukaryota; Metazoa; Chordata; Actinopteri; Moronidae
Exons: 11
Coding region: 1-1332 (443 amino acids)
Biological process (GO): small GTPase-mediated signal transduction; vesicle-mediated transport; protein transport
Cellular component (GO): cytoplasm
Molecular function (GO): Rab GDP-dissociation inhibitor activity
Source: RefSeq, a predicted model, not a curated record
AUGCAGGAAUAUGAUAUCAUUGUCCUCGGAACUGGACUCAAGGAAUGUAUCCUGUCUGGUUUAAUGUCUCAAAGUGGGAAAAAGGUUCUUCACAUUGACAAGAAUCCCUACUAUGGAGGAGAGAGUGCAUCCAUCUCUCCCCUUGAGCAGCUGUACAAGAAGUUUAAGGUUCCAGGUCCUGCUAAGACCAUGGGUCGGGGAAAAGAGUGGAACAUUGACCUUAUCCCCAAAUUCUUUAUGGCCAACGGUGAGCUGGUGAAGAUCUUGGUGCACACUGAGGUUACUCGGUAUCUGGACUUCAAAGUCGUUGAAGGCAGUUACGUAUACAAAGCAGGCAAAGUGCACAAAGUCCCUGGCACAGAGGAAGAAGCCCAGGCUUCAGAUCUGAUGGGCAUGUUUGACAAGAGGAGGUUCAGGAAGCUGCUGCUGUUUGCCCUGAACUUUGACGUGAGAAACCCUCGGACCUAUCAGGACAUGGAUCCGAACAAAACCACCACGCGGGACCUGUUCUGCCGCUUUGACCUGGGACUAGAUGUCAUGGAGUUCACAGGUCACGCCAUAGCCUUACACAGCAGUGACAGUUACCUGGACCAGCCGUGUUUGGAAACAAUCAGACGGAUCAAGCUGUACUCUGAGUCUCUGUCCCGCCACAACCCCAGUCCAUAUAUCUACCCUGUUUAUGGGCUCGGAGAACUUCCACAGGGAUUUGCCAGGCUGAGUGCAGAGUACGGAGGAACCUUCCUGUUGAACAGAGCAGUGGAUGAGAUUGUGAUGGAUAAUGGCAAAGUGAAGGCCGUGAAAUCUGAAGGGAAGCUGUUCCACUGUAAACAACUCAUCUGCGACCCCAGCUACGUUCCCAAUCGCGUGAGAAAAGUGGGGCGUGUGAUAAGAGUCAUCUGUUUAUUAAAUCAUCCAGUUAAACACACCCAUGAUGCCAACUCCUGUCAAAUCAUCCUCCCUCAAGCACAAUUCAACAGGAAAUCAGACAUUUACAUAACUGUAGUGUCCUAUGCCCACAAUGUGGCCUCAGACGGGGUGUACAUCGCCACAGUGAGCACGACUGUAGAAACCAGCAACCCGGAGAAAGAAGUUCAACCGGGGCUGGAGCUUCUGGAGCCCAUCAUGCAAAAAUUUGUUUCAGUCCACAACCUGCUGGUUCCCAAUGAAGACGGAAAAAGGAGUCAGAUCUUUGUGUCCCGCUCGUAUGACUCAACAAACCACUUUGAGAUCGAGUGUGAGGACAUCAAAGAUAUGUACCGCCGGAUCACAGGAGCAGAGCUCCGCUUUGGAGGAUCACAGAGACACCAGUCUCACAACUCUGAUGAUGACUGAGGCGGACUUACCCAACAGCUGGGAGGUCAUAAUGACAUCAUGGAUGAUUUUACUGCACAGCUGUAAACCAGAGAGUGAUA